Rhodotorula toruloides NP11 is the source of this 1800-nucleotide messenger RNA. RefSeq names its product DNA polymerase alpha catalytic subunit. Gene Ontology annotation, cellular component: alpha DNA polymerase:primase complex. Gene Ontology annotation, molecular function: chromatin binding; DNA-directed DNA polymerase activity; purine nucleotide binding. The record is from RefSeq and is a predicted model, not a curated record. Gene Ontology annotation, biological process: lagging strand elongation; leading strand elongation; mitotic DNA replication initiation. The annotation marks the transcript as partial. NCBI's taxonomy places the organism in Eukaryota, Fungi, Basidiomycota, Microbotryomycetes, Sporidiobolales, Sporidiobolaceae. The transcript is spliced from 9 exons.
AUGGAGGCACUCAGGAAGGCGCGCGAGUCCGGCAAGCGCGACUGCCAGCUCAAGGAGCAAGAAGCGGUGUAUGACGAGGUCGAGGAGGACGUGUAUCGCUCUGUUGCGCGCGGACGGUUCACGGAGGACGACUUUAACGAGGAGGACGACGGCGUGAGCAGGUAUGCGGACGACGGCAUGGACGACUGGGACCGCAGCGCGAGCGAGCGCGACGACGAUGACGAUCACGAGAAUGAACGACCUCAAAGCCAGCUCUCCCGCUCAACCAACCACUUCGCCCCCUCCUCCGACGUCGCUUCCGACCCAGCAUCUGACCCUUUCCUUAUCGGCGCACCAUCGAGCGACGGCUUCGACGGUGUCGAGAAGACUCGUUUCGACUCCGCGAUGGACGAAUUCGACAAUGACCUCUGUGGCAUGGGCCGGCAGUUCUUCGACAACUUCCCCUCAGUUGAACCUCUCGAAGAGUUGAGCAAGUCGAACGAGCAGGUCAAGAUGGAGGAGGACGACGACGACUUGUUCGUCGAGCCGACUGCCGCUGCGGCCAAGCCCAAGGGUCCGGCGCAGCGACGGCAAAUCGUCAACGCCUCUGCCAUCAAGCCCGUCAAGCCGAAGGCUGAGCCGGUCGACAACGCCUCGCCAAGCCAGAUGGCGGAGGACAUGAAGUCGAAGCGCAAGGCAGCUUCUGCUCCCAUCGUCGCGUCCGCUGAGGCGACGGGCGACUCGACGGCGUUCAACGAGGAGCACGAGACCGCCAUCAGCUCGGCGGCGAUGCGGGCGCCGGCUCACCAGACGAAUGCGCUCGAAGCAGACGGCUCGCUUCAGUUCUGGUGGUUCGACUACGACGAGCCUGCGCCCGGCACGGUCCGCCUCGUCGGCAAGGUUCGCGUCAAGAACGAGCAGACGAGGGUCGCGCCGAUCAAGGACGGAAAGAAGGUCGAGAAGGACGUGCCCAAGUUUGUCAGCGCGACGGUCGUCGUCAAGAACAUCAAGCGCAAGCUCUACGUUCUCCCGAAGACCAAGGCCGAGUACUACGGCGGCGAGGUCGACGAGGAUGACUCGGACGACGAGGACGACGAGCUGCCAUUUGACGACGUCGAGGGCGACUUCCUCGACGAUGCGAAGGGCAAGUGGAAUCUGCGGAACGUUUCGAGCACGCAGGGCUACGUCAAGCGGCGGUACGCUUUCGGCAUCAUGGGUGUCCCGCGGAAGAAGACGAACUGGCUCGAGGUCACUUGCGACUUCCCUGCCGGCAAGCGAAACGAGUCCGACAUUCCCAUCGACGCUGCUGGCGAGCAGUACUCGCACGUCUUCGGCUCGACCGCGACCGCCUUCGAGCGCUUCGUCGUCGCCCACAAGAUCAUGGGUCCGUGCUGGCUCAACAUUUCGAAGCCCAAGGCCAACAAGGGCGAUGCGUUCUCAUGGACCAAGUUCGAGGCCGAAGUCGACGAGAAGGACAUCUCGCCGUUCUCCAGCUCCGACGCGACCGCCCCGAAGGACGUUCCCCGACUCACGGUGCUCAGCUUGAGCAGCCGAACGGUCGUCCACCUCAAGGAGAAUAAGCGCGAGAUCGUCUGCGCUGCCGCUCGUGUCUGGCAUGACGUCGAUAUCGACGACCCGACUCCCGUCGAACACCAAGGCUCGUCGUCCAAGGUUUUCGUUCGCAAUCUCUUCACCGACUUCCCGACCGGCUUCGACCAGCAAGUCCGCCAGCACCAAGGAUCGCCGACUUUCGCGCUCUUCAAGGCGGAGCGACCACUCCUCAUUCAGCUUCUCGACUACAUCUCCCGCAAUGACCCAGGU